Messenger RNA from Echinops telfairi (small Madagascar hedgehog), 4143 nucleotides. RefSeq names its product kelch like family member 33 (gene KLHL33). NCBI's taxonomy places the organism in Eukaryota, Metazoa, Chordata, Mammalia, Afrosoricida, Tenrecidae. Gene Ontology annotation, molecular function: protein binding. The record is from RefSeq and is a predicted model, not a curated record. The coding region runs from base 66 to 2465 and encodes 799 amino acids. The transcript has 4 exons.
UCCUGCUGUGAUCUUCUCCUCUGUUGCCUUUGCUCAUCUCUGCCUGACUCCAGCCAGCCACGGCCAUGAGCCUCCCGGGCACGGCUUGUUGUCCCUCGCACCCCGGGCGCGCCUCCCGUCCGAGCCCGAAGGGCGGCCUUGACUUCCCUUUGCCCGCCCCGAGAGCGCCCUCCCAGCCUCCUCCGGACCAGGACCCUUUUCCUCUGGGAGAGCCCGCCCUGGCCCCGGGGCCCCUUCCCUCGCCAGCCUGGUCCCUGGAGGAGGAGGAAGAGGAUGCGGGCGGUGGGGACGCGGCGGCGCAGCCGGAGGAGCUGUGCAGCGACGAGCACCCGGGCCUGUUCUUCGCCGAGGCCCGGCGGCUGCGGGAGCAGGGGCUGCUGCUGGACGAGCAGGUGGCUGUCGGCGGGCGAGUGUACGGAGCGCACCGGGUGGUCCUGGCCGCCGUCAGCAGCCUCUUCCGAGACCGGUUGCUACGCGGCGGGGGUCCGCAGACCCCGCUCAGCCUCGACGUGGCCCCCCGGGCCUGGGAGGCAGUGCUGACCUUUGCCUACGAGGGGGUGCUGGGUUCGGCCCCGCUGCGCGAUGUGCUGGCUGCAGCCGAGGCGCUGGGGGCGCCCCGGGUGACGGCUGUGGCCCAGAAGACGAGCCAGGCAGAGGAGCUGCGAGAGAACUUGCGUGGCAUCGAGCUCCUGUACCAAGAGGGCGUCGGGUGUGACCUGGAGCUGGAGGCAGGAGGCUGCCUGAUGAAGGUGCACCGCGCAGCCCUCGCCUGUGGUAGCGAGUUCUUUGGUGCCAUGCUCCUGAGCGGGAUGAAGGAGUCGCAGGGCCCAGAGGUGUCUCUUCGAACCAUCUCUGCCCGGGACUUGCAGCUCCUCGUCUCCUUUGCCUACACCGGGAUCGUUCGGGCAAGGUGGCCAGGCCUGCUGAGAGCUGCCCAGGCUGCCCUGCAGUACCAGAGCGCUGCCUGCCUGGCUCUGUGCCAGAAAGCCUUAGCCCAGCGCCUCAGCCCCGCGCGCUGCCUGGCCCUGUUCCCCCUGGCUGAAGCCCCUGGGUUGGAGAAGCUCUGGAGCAAAGCUCGUCACUACCUCCUCAGCCACCUGCCUGCUGUGGCCUUGUGCCCCGCGUUCCCUUCUUUACCAGCUGCCUGCCUGGCCGAGCUCCUGGACAGCGACGAGCUCCACGUGCAAGAAGAGUUGGAGGCCUUUGCGGCUGCGCGCUGCUGGCUGGCUGCCAACCCGGAGACCCCGGAGUCCGAGGCCAGGGCCCUGCUGCGCUGCGUCCGCUUUGGCCGAAUGUCCACCAGAGAGCUGCGGAGGGUGCGCGCGGCUGGACUGCCCCCCUUCCUGCCCCCGGACCUGCUGCACCAGCUGAUGGUGGAGGCUGAGGUGCCGGGACAGGAGAGGCGCAGGGAGCCUGACCGAGCCCUGGUGGUGAUUGGGGGCGAUGAGCUAAGAGCAGACAUGGCCGUCAGACAGCCAUCGGCAGGGGUGUGGUGGGCUCGGGCCUUCCGCUGUGGCAUGGGGCUGGUUCGAACCGUGGAGUGGGGGCGGCUGCCCGCCCUUCCUGCCCCCGGGCGCUUCCGCCACGGGGCUGCGAGCCUUUCCGGAAGUGAGCUCUAUGUGUGUGGAGGACAGGACUUCUACAGCCACUCCAACACCUUGGCUUCCAUGCUCAGAUGGGACCCCAGUCGAGAAGACUGGGAGGAGAAGGCACCUUUGUGCCAGGCUCGCAGCUUUUUCCCCCUAGUGGUGCUGGACGGCCAACUUUAUGCUCUAGGUGGGCGCGACAAUGGCGUGGCCCUGGACUCUGUGGAGACCUAUAACCCGGAGCUCAAUGUCUGGAGGCCAGCACCUGCACUUCCCGAGCCUUGCUUUGCCCACGCUGCUGCUGUCUUAGAGGGCCGAUUGUACCUGAGCGGUGGCUGUAAUGAAACAGACCCAUACCUGGCCUCCUUGAUGCACUAUGACCCCAAACUUGGGGCUCCAGGGACACUUCUGAGCCCUAUGGGAGUACCUCGGGCUGGCCACAUCAUGGCGGCUCUGGGUGGGCGGCUGUAUGUAGCAGGGGGGCUAGGUGAGACUGGGGAUUUGCUGAGCUUCGAGGCUUAUGAACCAAGGACUGAUAGCUGGACUCACCUUGCACCUCUGCCCUCCCCCCACGUGGGGGCUGCAGGUGCGGUCCUGCAGGGGGAGCUACUCGUCCUGGGGGGCUACAGUCACCGUACUUACGCCCCCUCCCACCUGAUUCAUGCCUAUUGUCCUGGCCUGGGCCGAUGGCUCUGCCUGGGGACUCUGCCCAGACCUCGAGCUGAGAUGCCUGCCUGCAUCUUGACACUGUCCACUGUGGAACACCUCACUGCGGGCCCCUCCUUCACCCAGCAGCCAAACCUGCUGCGUGAAGGGGGCAGUCAGGAAGGGCUAGAGAACACGGAGGAGGAGGGGAGGGAGAGUAGGCUUCAUUCAUAAUAGUUUUCUGUUAUUCUUACUGGGUGAAAAGUUAGAACCCACAAACUGCUCUUGUGUAUAUAUAAAUAUUAAUUCCACCGCAAAGAAAGUGCUUCCAGAACUCCCUGGGGGAAGGGGUCAGGGAAUGAGAGGCAGUUGAAUGUCUGGGCAAAGGGGGACUGCACCCAGGAACAACUGCACCCAGAUCUAUGGCCCCUGAGACAAUUCUCAGAGGGCAAGUAUAUCUGGCUGGCAAACAGCCAAGAAGCUCCAGUAACCACGGGGUCACGAGAAAACAAUCAGUGAAAUAAUUCUGACCCGUGGAUCAAGGAGAACCGUGUGCAAAGGCUAUUCGUGAACGAGUCUGAGAAGUCUUGGGGGAAGGACUGUAAACAUUAUCCAGCUCUUUCCUCUUCCGGCAUGCACUGCUUUCUACUCUCCGCUCUCCAAACCACCUUGGCAAUUUUCUUUUUCGGAUAACUUUGAGGUCUCGGUCUAGGGAAAGGGAUGGUAUCAUGGAAGAAGUCAGGAGUCUGCCUGGCCUCUUUGCUCCCCUUUAAGAUGAAUUGAGGGACCACGGUGAACAUGAGACUAUUGUGGUGUAAGGUUGCAAGUUUGGGGAGGGGUGGAAGACAAAGGAGUCGGAAGCAAAGAAUAUGACUCAGUAAACUGUGACACCCCCACCCCACCCCCAGCUUAAUCCCUUUUCUCUGGAGUUUCCCUUUGAAUCCAUUUCCCUUUCCUGGGCUCUGGAAAGUUGAUUCAAAGGCUUUCUCUCUUCUCACUUCCUAUAACCUGCUCUUCCUUCUCCUUUCUUCUCACCCAACUAUUGACGAUUCACUAGCUGUGUGCCAGGCACUUUGUGAAGUACAAGCAAUACCAAGAUGAGAGAGUUUCGGACCAGUAGGUCAACUUGUAAAUAAACACCCGUUUGUUGGAACAAAGUCUAAUGAGAGGAUUGAACUCUGCCCAGGACAUCUUAUGUUGGGGAAGGCAUCCUUGACUCGUCUGGUUUGAGUCAGGUGUGGAAAGCUGCUAGGGAACAGAACAGCUUAGAAAAGGAACAGUGCAUUCCUCACGGAGAAAAGACGUGUCUUUUGCCGCACCAGAGAGAGGCCGUCCUGGCUUCCACAGUUGUUGCAGAGAAUUCUGCUCCUGUCCCCGCCCCCCCUCUGUUGUCUGGAGCCUUUCUGGUAGCAGGGGCCCUCACUUGACUCCCCUACAUUUUCCCUGUCUGGUAUUUCCAAGUCUGACUCCCGAGUUGCUCAGAGCAAGGAGGGCCUAUGUUUCUGGGUUUUUUUUCAUAGGACAGAGUUGCAUCCCCAUUGCUUAGGAAGGCGUGAUCUUCUAAUGGUGAAAUGAAAGUUGAUUCACUUGUGCUUUUCUUCAUUCUGACCCUAAAAGUACUUGACAGGCUGUAAUGGAGUUUUUGUUAUCUUACUACCCUUUUUUGAAGUAUGCAUAUCUCUAUUUCAGAUAGAUUAGGGUCAUACUUGAAAAUGAAGGGUGAGUGGGAUAGAUGAGAAAAGAGAAGAAAGAUUGAAGAGAAAAGAAAUGAGAGAAUUGGGUGGAAAUGAGAAGCUAUGAAGAACUGUAUCUUUUUAGGGAGAAUAUCUAUGAACACGUUUUUUUGUUUGUUCGUUUGUUUUUUUUAUGAUUGGUACCCAAAGACAGGGUUAAAUAAAGAUUUCACAAUGAA